UUGUCCUCAUAUUUGCCAAAUUCGAUUUGUUUUGUGUAGACGUAUGAAAUGUCCAUAAGUUCAAUGUUUUGAAUGUUUUGUAUUAUAUCAUUACAAAAAUGGGUAAUGCUGACACAAAAUUGAACUUCCGAAAAGCUGUAGUUCAGCUAACAUCGAAGAAUCAACCUAUCGACGCUUCUGAUGAUAAUUUCUGGGAUCAGUUUUGGUCGGAAAGCGUGACGAAUGUCCAAGAUGUGUUCGCUUUGGUUCCGGGAGCGGAGAUUCGUGCCUUGCGUGAAGAAUCGCCAAAUAAUUUGGCGACCCUGGUGUAUAAAGCUGUGGAGAAAAUGGUUAAAAUUGUAGAUAACAGCUGUCGCACGCAACGGGAUCAACAUACAGCAUUAAACUGUGCAAGAUUGCUGACUCGAGUCCUACCGUACAUGCUGGAAGAGCCAGAGUGGCACAGUUUCUUUUGGUCGUCACUACCAGCGGCCGCAGAGAAUGAAUCUAUACCGCUUGCUCAGUCGCUUAUAAAUGCUAUUUGUGAUCUGCUCUUCUGCCCAGAUUUUACAGUGACCAGCACAAAGAGAUCAGGUCCAGAGCGUGCCGAAGAACUAUCCUCGCUAGACAGUUGCGAAUACAUCUGGGCGGGCGGAGUCGGUUUCGCGCGGAGCCCCGCGAGCUCCGCCCAGCAUGAAGCAGCUAGGACGGAACUGUUGAGGCUAUUGCUUACAUGCUGCAGUGAAACUGUGUACAGGCCUCCGCAGCAAGCCGCGACGCAUCAUAAUAAGUGGAUCGCAUAUCUAACUAGCUCGGAAAAUCGUCACGCGUUACCGCUAUUCACAUCCCUACUGAACACAGUGUGUUCAUAUGAUCCUGUCGGUUUGGGCGUGCCUUACAAUCACUUAUUGUUCGCUGAUACACUAGAGCCAUUGGUUGAGGUAGCAUUACAAGUUCUAAUCGUCACAUUAGAUCACGAUACAAGCAAUGUAGUCAAUGAAGAUUCAGAUGAGAGUCUCCCGGACAACUUAUUUAUCAACUAUCUAUCCCGUAUCCACCGGGAUGAGGACUUCGGUCUGGUCCUCCGUGGUGUCACCAGAUUACUGAACAAUCCCCUACAACAGACCUAUUUACCCAACUCGAGUAAGAAGGUCGCCUUGCACCAAGAACUGCUCGUGCUGUUCUGGAAGAUGUGCGACUAUAAUAAGAAAUUCAUGUACUAUGUUUUGAAGAGUAGCGACGUGUUAGAAGUGCUUGUGCCUAUACUGUAUCAUCUCAAUGAUUCAAGAGCUGAUCAAUCUCGCGUAGGGCUCAUGCACAUUGGGGUAUUUAUCCUCCUCUUGCUAUCCGGGGAACGGAACUUUGGGGUCCGUCUGAAUAAGCCGUAUACCGCCACUGUGCCUAUGGACAUACCGGUGUUCACGGGAACCCAUGCUGACCUGCUGGUCGUGGUGUUCCAUAAGAUCGUCACCACUGGACACCAGAGACUGCAGCCGCUGUUCGACUGCUUGCUGACUAUUUUGGUUAAUGUGUCCCCAUACCUCAAGACGCUAUCCAUGGUGGCGUCAACCAAGCUCCUCCACCUCCUGGAAGCCUUCAGCACCCCCUGGUUCCUGUUCUCGCAGCCACAGAACCACCACCUGGUGUUCUUCCUGCUCGAGAUGUUCAAUAACAUGAUACAGUACCAGUUUGAUGGCAACUCGAACCUAGUGUACACGAUAAUACGCAAGCGGGGGGUGUUCCACAACCUGGCGAACUUGCCGCACGAGCACGCGUCCAUCGCGCGCUCGCUCGCCGCCGCCUCGCGCGCAAGGGACCACACCGCGCUGCCCAGGUCUCGUAGUGCAGAGUCAGUUGUGGAAGCGGCGAUGGAAGGUUCGAGACCGGCACAACCUGCAGAACCCGGCACACUAAAUCCCACGUUACCUGAUAUACCAGCGAUCGCGACAAUGACAGAGCGUGAAUCAGCCCACCCGCCCGCACGCGAGCAGCUGUUGCCGCGCCGCGCGGGGGACGGGGAGGAGGGCGGGGACGGGGAGGGGGAGGGGGAGGCCGUGCGGGAGGAGAGGAGCGUGACACAUAGGGACAGCCUCCGCGUAAGCGAAAAAGACGAAGAGAAGCCCGAGGGCUGGAAGGCCAGCAGCGAGUGGGUGGCGAGCUGGCGCGGCAGACUGCCGCUGCAGACCAUCAUGCGUCUGCUGCAGGUGCUCGUGCCGCAGGUCGAGAAGAUCUGCAUUGACAAGGGCCUCACCGAUGAAUCCGAGAUCUUGCGUUUCCUACAGCAUGGGACGCUGGUCGGCCUACUUCCCGUACCGCAUCCGAUCCUCAUCCGCAAGUACCAGCCCAAUGCCGGUACUGCUGCGUGGUUCCGCACUUAUAUGUGGGGCGUUAUUUAUAUACGAAACGUGGAUCCGCCGAUUUGGUACGACACCGACGUCAAGCUAUUCGAAAUACAACGGGUUUGAGAUAGAUAAAUUAUAUUUAAAAUUUCAAGUAGUUAUUUAUUAAUCACAAUGUAUAAUUAUGUUAUUACAGAUACACAACCAAUGUUUGGUUUUGUUGAGUUUUAGAAUAUAUUAGUUGCAAUUUAUACGUAAUAUUCAUUUUAUACUUCCAAAUUGAAUUGUUGUUACCAACUUUAUUUAGUCGCAUUAUAAUAUGUAUUCGAACAUGCUUAUAAAAGCCUGUAACCGGAUUGAUAUAACUAAGGUAGCGAGUUUGCGUGGAUUCAUAUAUGACAUUAGAAGGAAUGUUAAAGCGGAAAGACUAGUAACUUCUUGAAAAGUAUGAAAUUGAUUUCCGUAAUUCUUCUUUUUUCAAGUGGCAACUCCCGAUCCCAGUGAGGACGGAUUUCCGUAAUUAUUAUUGUACUUUUCUAAACUGUCAAGUUGACAUUUCACGCAUAUCGUUCAAUUCAAUUCAAUUUUAUGAAUGGCAGUGCUGCGUUGCCACAAUUUUGCCAAUGUCACGUUGUCGAUAGUUUAAUAUCUCAGAGAUUUAUAAGAAGCUCAAAUGUAUAUAAUAUCAAUAUAUAUAAACUACCAACACCAAGUUAAUUUAAUUAUUAUAAAGGACGAACAGCAACGUUAUUUUAUAAUAUGCGUGAAAUGUCAUUUUGACAGUUGAAAUGACAGUUUUAUUUAUAUUGUAUGUACAUAAAAUGCGACUAAAUUAAAUUAGGUUUAUGACAAUGUUAGAAUAAUACAUAUUAUUAUAGUUAUGUUAAAACACAUUACGCUUUAAUUUACUUUGUGGCUUAGGAAACCAUUUUAAUGUAAUAUAUAUAAAUUUAGACUGUUGUUCCACCUGUUUAUAUACGUAUUUUAACAAGGCAUAAUAGACUAAAUUCUACCAUCUUUGUGAUAACUUAUUUCCUGUAUUUUAGUAAAAUAUUUUUGCUUUGCAUUUUAAAUAAAGUAAUAUAAAGUGAAUGUGAAUGUUUGAGGCAUAGAUAGCUUUAGAAUAAUUUACUUUUUUUAAGGUGUUAAAAUUUUAAAGAUUUUUAUGAAUCUAUGCUUUAUUCUUCUUAUUUGUAGGUCUAGUCACUUCCCGUGUAUGUAUGUUCUUUGAUGUAAUUCCCAUACAAAUAUGCUUUAAUUCAACAAACAGACAAUGAAAUAUAUUCGAUCUCUGUUAAAAUGUUUCUUAUGAAUUAUUUAUAUAUUUAUUAUCAUUCCAUUUUAAAUUUUUCCGCCUAUGUAGAAAUCGGCGAGGUAAACCUUAUAUUGGCUACAUUCCUUGUUUUUAUUUUGAAACAAAGUAUACCACAUGACAAAAUGCAUUUUUAAUAUGUUACGUCGAAUAUUAUAUAAAAUAAUGUUAAAAU
Molecule: messenger RNA, 3805 nt
Organism: Colias croceus (clouded yellow)
Lineage: Eukaryota; Metazoa; Arthropoda; Insecta; Lepidoptera; Pieridae
Product: protein HID1
Exons: 17
Coding region: 99-2444 (781 amino acids)
Cellular component (GO): Golgi medial cisterna; membrane; Golgi trans cisterna
Source: RefSeq, a predicted model, not a curated record